This is a messenger RNA of Fulvia fulva, 1494 nucleotides long. RefSeq names its product Cytochrome P450 monooxygenase abl2. Gene Ontology annotation, molecular function: oxidoreductase activity, acting on paired donors, with incorporation or reduction of molecular oxygen; monooxygenase activity; iron ion binding. The transcript is spliced from 4 exons. The coding region runs from base 1 to 1494 and encodes 497 amino acids. The record is from RefSeq and is a predicted model, not a curated record. Lineage: Eukaryota; Fungi; Ascomycota; Dothideomycetes; Mycosphaerellales; Mycosphaerellaceae.
AUGGUUCUCCCUUCUUUCUCAGCAUGGCCUGCAGUGACAGCAGCAUGCAUCGCUGUCGCCAUUUUGAUCACAGUCGUCUAUCGCUGGCUUCUUCAUCCGUUGAGGUCGUUCCCAGGUCCCUGGACUCAUGGGAUAACAGACAUACCGAGCGCUCUGAAGCUAUCGAACGGUGUUCAGCAUUGCCACUAUUACGACCUCUAUCGCAAAUAUGGCCCGGUCGUGCGUGUGGCACCAAACGAGCUUCUUUUCACGAGCGCUGACGCGUGGGGGAUAUUUAUGGGUACCAAAGGAAAGGUGAUGGAGAGGAGUCCUAACUUCAUUGGUGUAGCUUCGCCUAUGAAUGGAUAUGUCGGUGUGGGUCUUGCGAGAGGCAAAGAACAUACUCGCCAGCGCAAAGCUCUUGCACCAGCCCUCUCAAAGAACGCGCUGUAUGGACAGGAAGAGAUCAUCCAGCGUCAUAUAUCCGCCUUGAUUGAAGCAUUACACAAGACGGUCGCCGAGGGCGAUGCAGCCAACAUGUCGGACUACUACCUUUCGUAUGGCGAACCAUUUGGAUGCCUCGCACAAGGCUCAGCGACUGAAUGGGCUAAAUCUAUCAUCAACGUCACAAUAUAUGCCACCUAUGACCAAGCUAUCAGAAGGGUGGCUGGUGUGGAUACUUGGUUCAGAAAUCUCAUCAUCAAGGCCUUCGUGCCGACAGAAGUCGCCAAGUGGAUAGUCUUGCAUGUGCAAAAGUCGAAAGAGAAGACACUGCAGAGACUGGCCGACACAACGAACAAGGAUGUCAUCCACCAUCUACUGCAGAACGAAGACUCCAAGAAGGCGCUCUCAUCCACCGAGAUCAUCCUCAAUAUGAUUCUGUUCGCCAGUGCAGGAUCUGAAACGACCUCGAUCACGCUUACCGCUUGGACGUAUCUAAUUUGCACCCACAAGAACGUGUAUGACCGACUAUGCACAGAGAUCAGAUCUGCUUUCAAGACGAGAGAUGAGAUCAAAGUUGACUCUGUCAUGAAGCUGCCGUAUCUCGGCGCCACCAUCAACGAGGCACUGCGUCUGUUCCCAGCCGGCGCAGUGGCUAUGCAACGCGUGGUCCCAACCGGCGGCGCCACGAUCGAUGGACAUUACGUACCGGCUGGGACUACUGUCGCGAUAUCGCCCUGGGUUGCCGGUCGUUCGCCAUCGAACUUCCAUGAUGCCGACGCCUUUCGACCGGAGCGCUGGCUCCAGGAAGAUCCAGAAUUCGCAGAACAUCGUCUCAAUGCUUCGAGACCCUUUGGCUACGGACCGAAGAAGUGCAUUGGCGAAGAACUCUCAUUUUUGGAGAUGAGACUCAUCGGAUCGCAUCUGUUGUCUACCUUUGACCUUGAGCUUGACAUGUCAGGCGAUCGGCGGAAAGACAAUGAGGCGUGGUGUUUGACACCGCGGCCUGAGACGAUCAAGCUCUAUCAGGUACUGCUGAAGCCCAAUCUCUGGGUGCGGCUCAUCAAGAGGUGA